Molecule: messenger RNA, 2944 nt
Organism: Alligator mississippiensis (American alligator)
Lineage: Eukaryota; Metazoa; Chordata; Crocodylia; Alligatoridae
Gene: FOXA1
Product: forkhead box A1
Exons: 2
Coding region: 426-1736 (436 amino acids)
Biological process (GO): regulation of transcription by RNA polymerase II; anatomical structure morphogenesis; cell differentiation
Molecular function (GO): transcription factor binding; RNA polymerase II cis-regulatory region sequence-specific DNA binding; DNA-binding transcription factor activity, RNA polymerase II-specific
Source: RefSeq, a predicted model, not a curated record
UCGCGCUCUCUCUCCUUCUUUCCCCAUAGUUUAAACCAAUUACACUGCUUUGCAAAUAAAGUGCCGCCCCGGGGGAGUUGCAAGCGAGUGGAGCUGCCUUGUUUGCAGGUGCAUCUCCGGCUUUGUAGGUGCGAACGUCUUUGUGCGGCGGACAAAUGGGGAGAGGAGGAGGAGGAGGUGGGCACUUCUGCGACGUAAGAUCCACAUCAGCUCAACUCCACUCACAUCCCAGCCGGCACUUCCUCACUUUCUCAAGUGUCUCGCCCCACACCGCUCCCUGCCUCCUUUUUGGCUUGUUAUAGCCCGGGAAUCCAGCCCCUUCUGCCCAAGGGCUGGCUUCCUGCUAGGCUGGGGCUCUCGCGCUCCGGCCCCGCAGCCCGCGGCUCGCAGAAGGACUGGAUGGUUACCCCGGGCAGGUUGGCUGCAUGAUGUUAGGGACUGUGAAAAUGGAAGGGCAUGAAACUAGCGACUGGAACAGCUACUACACCGACACGCAGGAGGCCUACUCCUCGGUGCCCGUGAGCAACAUGAACUCGGGGCUGGGCUCCAUGAACGGCAUGAAUACCUACAUGAGCAUGAACCCCAUGACGACCAGCGGCAACAUGACCUCCGGCUCCUUCAACAUGUCCUACGCCAACCCGGGGCUGGGGGCCGGGCUGAGCCCCGGCGCCAUGGCGGGCAUGCCGGCGGGCUCCAGCGGCGCCAUGGCGGGCAUGCCGGCCAUGGGCGCGGCGCUGAGCCCGGGCGGCAUGAACGCGGUGCCGGCCGCGCAGCCGGGCGUGAACGGGCUGGGCCCCUACGCGGCCAUGAACCCGUGCGUGAGCCCCAUGGCCUACGCGCAGUCCAACCUGGGCCGAGCGCGGGACGCCAAGACCUUCAAGCGCAGCUACCCGCACGCCAAGCCGCCCUACUCCUACAUCUCGCUCAUCACCAUGGCCAUCCAGCAGGCGCCCAGCAAGAUGCUGACGCUGAGCGAGAUCUACCAGUGGAUCAUGGACCUCUUCCCCUACUACCGCCAGAACCAGCAGCGCUGGCAGAACUCCAUCCGCCACUCGCUCUCCUUCAACGACUGCUUCGUCAAGGUGGCGCGCUCACCCGACAAGCCGGGCAAGGGCUCCUACUGGACCCUGCACCCCGACUCGGGCAACAUGUUCGAGAACGGCUGCUACCUGCGCCGCCAGAAGCGCUUCAAGUGCGAGAAGCCGGCGGCGGGCGGCAAGGCUGGCCAGGAGGGCCGCAAGGAGCAGGGCGGCUCCGGCGCCGGCGCCGACUCCCCUUUGCACCGCGGCCACCCCAAGGCCGCGCCGCUGGAGCCCGCCGGCGCCAACCCCGCGGCCAGUCCGCCGGCCAUGGACCACAGCGGCUCCAGCCCGGAGCUCAAGACCUCGGCGGCCGGCGCCUCCUCCAUCAGCGCCGUGCCCGCCCUGGCCGCCGUCCCGCACGCCCCGCACUCCCUGGCCCACGACUCCCAGCUGCACCUGAAGGGGGACCCCCACUACUCCUUCAACCACCCCUUCUCCAUCAACAACCUCAUGUCCUCCUCGGAGCAGCAGCACAAGCUGGACUUCAAAGCCUACGAGCAGGCGCUGCAGUACUCGUCCUACGGGGCGGCCAUCCCGGGCGGGCUGCCCCUGAGCGGCGCCUCCAUGGCGGGCAGGGGCAGCAUCGAGCCCUCGGCACUGGAGCCGUCCUACUACCAAGGUGUGUAUUCCAGACCGGUGCUGAACACCUCCUAGCUCGGGGGCCGAGGCUUUCCCUCUCCGCCGGCUCCCCAGGACUGUUACUUCAUUAUCGUGUGUAUGUUACGAUCCGACGAGCCCUCCCGCCCAGCUGAGCGGGCCCUCUUGUACAGACCCCCACCCACCGCCCCGCCAGCGCUCGCUGCAGCCCGGGCAGGGGGGCCCGGGGGGGGGAGACAUUGUUGAGCUUGUAAACUAUUUGUUUGUGCUUUCCAUCUCCUCCCACCGCCCCUCAGUGCUCUAGACUCUUAUGUAAGUUUACAGGUAUGUGGCAAUACUUUCACCCCACGGAGAUGAAGAAGCGAGUAGGCAUAGGAGGCGCUUGUUGUUUUUGUUUUUAAUUAAAAAGGCUUUGAAGGACAACUCAGCUGUGAAGUAGCUACACACUCGCCCCUCAGAAACAGGGGGCUGUUUACUUUCUCAGAUCAUCCUUUUCAUACUUGCACCCCCUCGGGCGAGGAGAACACGCGCACGCAGGCCGGGGCCGGCUCCUGCACUCGCCCGGGUGCCAGCGGGAGGGCGGAGGGGGCAGGAGCCAGUCCUUAGAUUUCCAAGUGUGAGGUGGCUUGGGAUGUAAUAUAGAUACAGAGGUCACAGCCAGUCGGAUAUUUUUUUUUCCUCCGGAGCUGUUACUGCAGAUUCUCAUCCAUCAAGAACUCUCUUCAACAUGUGGAUGACAUGCUUAUUUAAUUUCAGAGUCUUUUCAUCGUGUACAAACUAGAACGAUAUAUGUAUAACGUUAUCCCCACCCGCCCCCCGAAAAAAAUAUUGCCUAUUAAGCCAACCCAAGGGAAGAGGAGAUCUCCCUCUCCUUUGCAAUUCAGUUUCAUGAUAACGCCUCCAAAAUAUGUUGUGGCCGUUCAAUUAUUGCCAUGGGUAGCUUGUUUCAUCCAGUGUUAAUGCACUUUCCACAGUUUUACACGGUGUUAGCAUAGACAGACGGGUUUUAUUAUUAUUCCUGUUUGCUUUCUCAAUGUUCUUAAUUUAUUGCAUGGUUUAUAUUUUCUUUCUUUACAGCUGAAAUUGCUUUAAAUGACAGUAAAAAAAAAUUACACGUGAAUUUAAAAAAAUAGUUAAUUUUAUAAAUGUGAUUGUAAUUCAAAAAAUAUUUUGAUUUAAAAUGAUAACUGAGAAUUUAAGCCGUGAAGUAUGUUUUUGAUUAUUUGCAGUUAAGGACUUUAAAUAAAUCGAAUGUUAACAAUGAA